Tuber aestivum (summer truffle) is the source of this 2874-nucleotide messenger RNA. Lineage: Eukaryota; Fungi; Ascomycota; Pezizomycetes; Pezizales; Tuberaceae. The record is from the annotation of a GenBank genome assembly.
AACAAUAGAAUGUCGGCUGCACUGGAUUCAUCACCAGCGGCCGCACAAAAGUUUCUUGAAGCGCAAGCAAGAACGGUUAAAGAGAGAUGCCCUGAUAGGUCCCUUAGCGAUAUACGAUUGGACCUACUUUAUACUGGGGGAACACGGGCAACCCUUGAAAGAAUCUUGGAAGGCCGGGUGAGAGGGAAUCUCCUUGGUUGAGAUUGGUUGAUUGACUGACUGACGGGGGCAGUUUUUAUGUGGGACUGCUCGAGAUCCGCGGCGACCUAGCGUAUUGCGUCGAGCGGCCGGUACGAACAAAGGGGCUAGCAAUGGAAUUCCUAUAAUAGAUCUAUCCGAAGACACUCCCGUCAAACUUCCAUUGAGCCCCGCCACCGCAAAGCGAAAUCUAGCCAAAGCCUACAAGGGAAAGGGAAAGGAAAUAGCAAAGUAAGUUGUCUGUUCCACGUCAUAGCGAACCUUCUUACCGACCAGUUCAUUGAGAGCGGUUUCAAAGUCUCCGCUUUUUAGAAGUUCGGCGCCGGAGGGCGAUCUUGAACUAUUACCCGAUAAUGUGCCCUCCCCAUAUAGGGCUCUCCCGCCCUUGAGAGAUCGCACUCCUGAGUUUGGGGGAUCGCCGCUCUUGCCGCUUUCAUCAACGGCGUUUUCCACGCAAUCUACACCGUUUUCAAGUGGACACCCUAAUCCCUACGCUACAUCGCCUCUGCAAAGACCCAUUUCUCCGACACCGAUGCCGGUAACGCUUCUUAGCUCAGCAAUGGCUCAAGUCCUACACAGAGGAGCAGCUUAUUCUGCGUCUCCGACGCCUAGAAAGCGAGCGGCCCCCGAGAGUGAUGGAUCGGAUAUAGAGGUCAUUGAGCCACCUCUGUCAAAGUUUCCUCCCUUAUCAAAGCGAUCCUGGUCUGGUGCAUCUAUGCUGGACUCAGAUUCUGGCUCUGUACUGAACUCCCUCCCCAGUGCGCCCGGGCGGCCUCUGGAUCGGGGGGGUAAGUCUGGUGACAGCAUCCUUGAUCUUGUCUCCGAAUCUGGUUCCGAGAAUUCCAGUUCUGGAGACGGCCCUGGGACAUAUAUCUCAAAGAGUUACAGCGAAGAACUUCAAGAACUCCUAAGGACGGAACCGGAAAAGAGAGGGAAACGCAAAUCUGCAGCAGCAGUGGCCACAGAAGGCGUGUCACCAAAACGCCGGCGGAAAGUCAGCGCUGAAGUAGUAGAUGAGGACAUCCCCACGAAACCCACAAAAAUAUCAACCCGCAUAACAGGCGAGGAAAGAGCCCGCCGGGCGGCGGAAAGGGAAGAAGCCCGCCAAGCCAAAAAACGCGAAAAGGAAGCCAAAGACGCAGAAAAGGAGCUCCAGAAAGCAGCCAGAAAGCAAGAAAAGGAAGCGAAGGAGCUAGAAAAGAAACGAGAGCAAGACUUCUUAUCCGCCAACAAACUCCGUAGCUCAAAGAGGGACUCCGUACCAGAGAUGGUCGCCGACAUCUCCAUGUUCCUGGCGGACACACCCACCGGCGAGCAGUUACAGCGCUUCUUACUGGAACUCGGGUGUAAAGUAAACCCGACCUGGGUGCCGCCACUCCCCGGUAACUUGAAACUGGUGAAGUGGCGGCGAAGGGUGAAAGCCGAUUUCGACGAAGGCCUGGGGAUGUUUGUUCCGCUGGAGAGCGAGCAGAUCCGGCAUGAGAGCCACAUACUUGUCUACCUGACCGCAAAAGAAUUCACGGACACAGCCCUCCCCCUAACGGCCAGUAGGUUACCAGCACACGUCCAGAAAAUGAAAUCUGCCCUCCCAACUCCUCCGAUGCAGAAGCCUACUAGGUUAAUAUAUCUGAUCGAAGGCCUGCAAGCGCUCAUCCGGAAACAUAGAAACCUGCAAAAUCGUGCAUACCAAACCCGAGUUCUCAGUCAUCUCCCCAGCGCCCCGAAUAUCCCCGGUGCUUCCACAGCCCUGGGCACGGACGAUGAUACACUAAUUAAUGAAGAUGAUGUCGAGGACGCCUUGCUAGACUUACAAAUCACACACAACUGUCUAAUUCACCACACAUCCUCACCCGUGGAAACCGCAGAAUGGAUAACUAUCUUUACGGGUGACAUCUCCACAAUUCCAUACAGGUGCCCCCCCCUCCCACAGCUACCAUAGUAGGGGAGGAGCUAACACAAAGUAGACAUAGUAGAGCCCACCUUGACACCUCCUUCUGCGCCGAAGUUGGGCAGGUAAAGCCCGGCCUUGGUAAGCGUGACACCUACCGAAAAAUGCUACAGGAGAUCACGCGAAUCACGCCGGGCAUUUCCGCAGCGAUCGCAAAGGAGUAUCCCGACGUGCGCAGGCUGGUUCAUGCGAUUGAGCAUGGAGGCGGAGAGGUUUUGGCAGGUAUUGAGGUAUGUCUGCUGCCACCAGAUGGCGGGGGAAAGGGGAGUGCUAAUUGGUGAGUAGAAUUCGAGUACUAGGAAUGGAUUGCAGAGUAGCAGGACUGUUGGCGCGGCUUGUAGUCGCAGGAUCGCAGGGGUGUUUUUGGGGAGGGAUCCCUUGGGGGUUGACGUUUAGCGGUUUUCCAUUUUGUUUUCGGGGUGCAUGUAGAUGGUGUUCUGGAGCUUGGGCUGGGGGUAAUUGGGGCUUUGAAUAUCGUACUUUUAAUGGUUCUUUUUCUUGCGUCUUUUUUAGAGUGUGGAUUUGCUAUGGCCUGGGCACAGCUCUUUCCUCCAUUGAAUAAUCUGUAUCCUCCCUGGCGUCGUGCAUGCCCGUCCUAGGGAUGUGCUCUAUACGUUUUGGAUUGCGCAUGUAUUCCUCCUACACACGAUGCUCACUAUACUUGUGCACGAAUUCGCAACCGCUCACUUCCUUCAAUAGGACAUAUCUUCCCGAUCAUUGCUUCCUCU